Messenger RNA from Manis pentadactyla (Chinese pangolin), 1740 nucleotides. It is a transcript of the gene BASP1, whose product is annotated as brain abundant membrane attached signal protein 1. Gene Ontology annotation, biological process: negative regulation of DNA-templated transcription. The record is from RefSeq and is a predicted model, not a curated record. The coding region runs from base 218 to 874 and encodes 218 amino acids. NCBI's taxonomy places the organism in Eukaryota, Metazoa, Chordata, Mammalia, Pholidota, Manidae. Gene Ontology annotation, molecular function: transcription cis-regulatory region binding; transcription corepressor activity. The transcript has 2 exons. Gene Ontology annotation, cellular component: nucleus; cytoplasm.
AGAAAUGCAGCGGCUGCAGCGGCGGCGGCAGUAGCGGCGGCGGCGACGGCGGCGGCGGCAGCGCUCCAGCUCGUUCCUCGCUCCGGGCUCCGCCGUCGAGCUGGGCAGAGAGCCUCCGCCAGCGGCCAGGCACCCGGCCGGACGACGCCAGCGACCCGGGCCCUCGGCGGCACUGUGCUCUCCAGGGGCGGCGCAGCACCCGGAGCCGAACUCCAAGAUGGGAGGCAAGCUGAGCAAGAAGAAGAAGGGCUACAAUGUGAACGAUGAGAAGGCCAAGGACAAAGACAAGAAGGCUGAGGGCACCGGCACGGAAGAGGAGGGAACCCCGAAGGAGAACGAGACCCAGGCGGCUGCAGAGCCCGCCGAGGUGAAGGACGGCAAGGAGGAGAAGCCUGCGAAGGACGCCCAGGACGCGGCCAACAAGCCCGAAGACAAGGAGGGUGAGAAGGACGCGGCCGCGGCCAAGGAAGAGGCCCCGAAGGCGGAGCCCGAGCCCACGGAGGGCGCCGCUGAUGCCAAGCCGGAGCCCCCGCAGGCCGCCGCCCCCGAGCCAGCCACGGGCGACGCCCCCAAGGCUGCAGAGUCCGAGGCGCCCCCUGCGCCCAAGGCCGACGACGAGGGCAAGGAGGGCGGGGAACCCACAAAGACUGAGGCCCCCGCCGCUGCGGCCGCACCGGAGACGACGGGUGACGGGGCCCCGGCGUCAGACUCAAAACCCAGCAGCGCCGAGGCGGCCCCGUCCUGCAAGGAGCCCCCGGCCGCCACGGAAGCCCCCAGUUCCACGGCCAAGGCCGCGGCCCCCGCAGCCCCCGCAGACGAGGUCAAAGCCGCCGAGGCCCCGGCCGCUGAGCAAACCGUGGCCGUGAAGGAGUAGCAAGGACAGCAGUGGAAAAGAUGCGCUCACAGCCUGUCUCUCUGUCUCUCUCUGUCUCUCUCUCUCCUAUACUAACUUGUUUCAAAUUGGAAGUCAUGAUAUGUAUUGCCCAAGGAAAGAAAAAAAGGAUGUCCCAUCGAGGGAGGGAGGGAGGGGGUGGGGAGAAUCCAAAUAGUAUUUUUGUGGGGAAAUAUCUAAUAUACCUUCAGUCAACUUUACCAAUCAGUCCUGGAGUUUAGAGGUCAAUGUCUGAAAGUACAGUACAUCUUCCGUACCCGAACUGCUGUUCCAUGCACUCCGCCGCUCAGACCCGGGUGUCCUGUCUUCUGCAAGGGGAAGUCGGGAGUGAUGCGUUUGAUUCCGCCCACAGGGCCUGUGCCAAGGCAAUCAGAUCUUUAUGAGAGCAGUAUUUUCUGUGUCUUCUUUUAAUUUACAGCCUUACUUAUUUUGAUAUUUUUUUAAUGUGGAUGAAUGCCAACUUUCAGACAGCCCACUUAGCCUGUCCACAGGUAUCUCGGUACCAAUAUUCCAUUCUUCCUUCCCAGGUAUUUUUGGGAGUAACAAACAUUCUCUCGCCCUCCUUAGCCUCCCUAGAUUUCUCAUGACGAGUUAAUGCAUGUCCGUGGUUGGGUGCACCUGUAGUUCUGUUUAUUGGUCAGUGGAAAUGAAAAAAAAAAAAAAAAGUCUGCAUUCAUUGCAGUUCCAGUUUCUCUCCCAUUCUGUGUCUCAGACACCAACACACCACUCAUUGGAAAAUGGAAAAUAAAAAUAAAAAUAAAAAAAAAGUACAAUGGAUGCAUUGAAAUUAUAUGUAAUUGUAUAAAUGGUGCAACAGUAAUAAAGUUAAACAAUUAAAAAGAAGUAAA